UAAAUUCCAUUUCUUAUAUAAGCAUACUUGUAAGUGAAAAACAUAACAAAGCAACACAAUAAAGAAAGAACCAAAAAGCUUUUAAAGCAGUUCGGCUAAUCUAUAUUGUAAUUUGUUUUAGACAAGAGAAAGUGUCUGAUCCAUGGCUGCAUCCAGAGAGUUUAUCAUAUGUUUCAUCUUAACACUUCUGUUGUGCACUUUCUUCAUGAGAGUCGAGUCUAGUGCUGCAGACAUCAGAGGAGGAUGUGGCGGCGGUGACGGCAGUUUUCAGGAAGAUAAUGAGCGGUGUGUAGAGAAGGCCAAAGAUGACGACGACGAUGACGUGGAUGAUGUUUUCAAAGUGAUUAACAAGAUGAGGAUAUAUGCUUGAUCAUGGUUCAUCUUUUAAUUAUAUAUAGGGCUAUAUAUAUUCAUACAUUUUGUUCGUUUUAAUUUUAUUUUCUGAAGUUUGUUUCUCGUUUCUUUGUUCUUGUGAUCGACUCUUUUUUAUUUGUGUUAAUUAAUUUAACUUAUGUUUCAUUUUCCCAA
This is a messenger RNA of Brassica napus (rape), 528 nucleotides long. RefSeq names its product protein RALF-like 17. Bases 143 to 370 code for a protein of 75 amino acids. NCBI's taxonomy places the organism in Eukaryota, Viridiplantae, Streptophyta, Magnoliopsida, Brassicales, Brassicaceae. The transcript has a single exon. The record is from RefSeq and is a predicted model, not a curated record.